Stylonychia lemnae is the source of this 1539-nucleotide messenger RNA. NCBI's taxonomy places the organism in Eukaryota, Ciliophora, Spirotrichea, Sporadotrichida, Oxytrichidae. The record is from the annotation of a GenBank genome assembly.
AUGAGAAGGGCUGGAUGGGUAACAUGCUCAAUUGUGUUCACAAUUUUGACAUUGUUGAGCUAUUUCUGUUGUAUACUUGUCUAUGAAAGCACGAGGCUUUUAAUUGGAAACUACAAGAUGAAAUAAAAGGUGGACUUUGAGUCACUCUUGUCUUCAUAAAUGACUUAGAAAUCUCUGGCAGUUUCUUUUACCAGACAGCUUUACUUGCUGCAAUUGAUAUGCGUAUCCUCUAUUGGAAUUAUCAUGUCGACUUACACAGCAGAUAACCUUUUUGAAAUUUUAUAUGGAAAAACUUUUGGAUUAUAACUUGCUCCAGAAGCAAAGAUAAUAUUUGAAAAGAACUCAGGCACAUAGCCAUUUUAAAACAAUUAUUUUUGCAUCUCAAUUGGCUUGCUAAUUGUAUUCUUCAUUUCGCUAGUGAUAUUCGCAUUUGACUUUGAGAAAGAAAAAUGGUUCUAGCCAGUCAAAUUGAUGGUGAUCUUGAGCUUCAUUGGUGUAUCAUGCAGUCAUUUCGUAGAUCUUCAAGGAGGCAUCGACAAUUUGAACCUGAGUGAAGUUCCUUAAUGUUCACUAAAUUUUGGCUUCGUUUUGGGAAUCCUCUCCUUUUCAUAUUCAUAGUCAGCAUAAGUUCCCAAUAUAAUAGCUGAUUCAAAUCCUGAUUAAUACUUCAAACUUCCAGUAUUUUUGGCGCUUGUAUUCGGCCUUAUAUUCAGAAUCGCCUUUGGGUUAUUGGGAGCCAUUGCAUACACAGAUGAAUCCAAUUUAUUCGAUGAUCUAUUCUUCUCAGCAAAUACUCCACCUUACAUGAUUAUUUUAGUUUUUGUUUACGCAGUUAUUGUGGUAUUACCAGUAGUGAUAAGAUCAUCAUUGAUGGCAAAAUAUUUAAUUUAUAUUGGUGGCAUAUGUGAAGUACCAAGUAACUACUUUUGUGGUAUCAUCUUACCAUGGAUUCUUGGUGUGGUCAUCAAUCACAUGUAGAUCUAUGCAUAUCUAAUAAACUGGACGGCUUUAAUUACUCAUCUUUACGUUUAAUUUGUUUGUCCUAUGUUUAUGUGGUCAAAGUCUGUCAAAGAAGCAUAAGUUUAUGAAUUAAAUUUCAAAUAGAGUCUUCAAAUGAUGGUUGAAGGAGACAAGCCAAGUAAAUCUCGAUAUGAUACAAUUCAGAACUCCGAAGAGAAAUUAAUAGAUGAUGGUGUUCCUAGCAUUGAUCAUUCAGUGACAUAGAAAACAGAUAGGAGAUAGAAUUCAACGUCAAAGUUUUUACUAAAUGAUCCCGAUGAUGAUGAAAGAUUAAGCAACAUAACAGAUAUCGUUUUUGACGAGGAUGAGGAGAAGUUUAUUCAUCUCUACAAUGUAUAAGGUCAUUAUUCGGCUUAUCAAUCAUGUUGCACUGUGAGAUGUGCUAGGAAAUUUGUUAAAAUGAAUGCUUAUUUUAUUUCAGCAGCUCUGUUUAUAUUCAUGUAUCUAAGUUUGGUCGACGUCUUCGGAGAGAAGAUGAAAUCCUAUGGAAACUCUACUGCUCAACCAAAGCAGUAAUGA